AUUUAUUUAAAAAAAUAUCUUUUUAUUUUUCAGAAUACAAAAAAUAUCAUGGAACGAGAUGUGGUGUUUCCACAUUCGGCAACGUUAUUUGCAGCGAUAUGUGCGUGUAUCUUUGUCGUGAUUGGAGUUCUUGGCAACCUGAUAACAAUACUAGCAUUACUGAAAUGCCCCAAAAUGCGAGGUCAUGCAACGACAGCCUUUGUCCUUUCACUUUGCAUAUCGGAUUUACUCUUUUGUUCCUUUAGUUUGCCACUAACCGCUGUGCGGUAUUUUCAAGAGGCAUGGACACUUGGCGACACACUUUGUAAGAUAUUUCCGGUGAUAUUUUAUGGCAAUGUUGCAGUAUCGUUACUGAGUAUGGUUGGAAUCACAUUAAAUCGAUACAUCCUAAUAGCAUGCCACAGAUUAUAUUCUCAAAUCUACAGACCAACAUUUAUAGUUUUACAACUACUGUUUGUUUGGGCAUUUUCUUUUCUCAUGCUGCUGCCACCAUUGCUGGGAAUAUGGGGUGAAAUGGGUCUUGACGAAGCCACAUUCUCCUGCACAAUUUUAAAGAAAAAUGGAAAAUCCAUAAAGAAAACGCUUUUCCUGUUUGGAAUUUUACUUCCAUGUAUUAUCAUCACUGUCUCUUAUUUAUGCAUUUAUUUCAAAGUUCGCAAACAGAAACAAAAAAUGAAAGCUCAUAGAUCAUUCCAAAAGCCAUCAAAAGAAUCAAUAUCAACGGCACGUAAAAGUCGCGAUGACAAUAGACUGUCUGUGAUGAUGGUGACGAUAUUCGUCUGCUUUUUAGCAUGUUUCUUGCCACUCAUGCUGGCCAAUGUCAUCGAUGAACAUAAUAAAUCUUAUCCAUGGCUGCAUAUAAUUGCCUCAGUAAUGGCUUGGGCUUCCAGUGUAAUAAAUCCAUUUAUAUAUGCAGCGAGCAAUAGAAAUUACAGAGUUGCUUAUUUCAAAGUGUUUGCUUUGCUUAAAUUCUGGGGUGAGCCAUUAUCGCCGAUGCCAAGUAAAUCCUAUCAACCAAGUAAAAUAUCUCGAGAUGCAUCUGGCGGUAUGCGAAGCACGCCACUAUUCCAUGAAGUUCAAACGAACAACAGUGAUAAUAACCAAUUAUGCCAACCGAACUCAAUAUGAGUUGUACAAAGUAUAUAAAUAUAAUGUACCUUCCUUUAUCUUACACAUACAUAAUGUAUAAUCGUAUAUCUAAAAAAGAAAUUAAGCUUUUACUACUAUUGUAAUAGUAGAUAAUCUAUAUUAUACAAGUCAUAGCUCUCGAAUAUUAUUAUUUCGAAAAUAAUGGUUAAGAAUGCGUAUGAGUGCCAUUCAGUUGUUGUGUUAUCAAAGAAUUACAUUAAUAUAAAAAUUUUCUUCCAAAGAAAAGCAAAAAAGAUAAAACGAAAGAACCGUUGAACAAAAAAACAAGCCAAAUUAGCAUUUAAGUCAGAUGAAGCCUUUUUAUUAAGAAUAUUAUUAGAAUUAAGUUGAAUUCCUUUAUGUAAAAGACAAAAUAAAUUAAAUUAUUUUUAUUAUAAGACACAAA
Messenger RNA from Episyrphus balteatus (marmalade hoverfly), 1534 nucleotides. It is a transcript of the gene Tre1, whose product is annotated as protein trapped in endoderm-1. The coding region runs from base 49 to 1128 and encodes 359 amino acids. Gene Ontology annotation, biological process: G protein-coupled receptor signaling pathway. The record is from RefSeq and is a predicted model, not a curated record. The transcript has 7 exons. Gene Ontology annotation, cellular component: membrane. Gene Ontology annotation, molecular function: G protein-coupled receptor activity. Lineage: Eukaryota; Metazoa; Arthropoda; Insecta; Diptera; Syrphidae.